Messenger RNA from Phyllopteryx taeniolatus (common seadragon), 3385 nucleotides. Its product is annotated as lysosomal thioesterase PPT2-A-like. Lineage: Eukaryota; Metazoa; Chordata; Actinopteri; Syngnathiformes; Syngnathidae. Gene Ontology annotation, molecular function: thiolester hydrolase activity. Gene Ontology annotation, cellular component: lysosome. The transcript is spliced from 8 exons. Bases 22 to 897 code for a protein of 291 amino acids. The record is from RefSeq and is a predicted model, not a curated record.
GUUUUUGCACGGACAUACGGGAUGAGGACUACGACUGCAAUUCUCCUGCUCCUCAUUCUCCUCAUGGUGCUCCUCCGGGCGUGCGUCGACGGCUACCGGCCGGUCAUCAUCGUGCAUGGCAUCUUUGACGGACCCAAGCAGUUCCAAACGCUGGCUCUCUUCAUUAAUGAGACACAUCCUGGCACCGAGGUGACGGUGGUGGACUUGUACAAGCACAUGUCUAGUCUCAAGCCACUGUGGAAGCAGGUACAAAACUUCCACCGCGCCAUUGAGCCCAUCAUGGAGAAGGCUCGGGACGGCGUACACCUGCUGUGUUUUUCGCAAGGUGGUCUAAUAUGUCGAGCCCUCCUUUCCACAACCCCCAACCACAACAUCCACAACUUCAUCGCGCUGUCAUCGCCCCUAGCUGGCCAGUAUGGAGACACGGACUACCUACAGCAGGUGUUUCCUGGUUGCGUGAAGGACAUGAUCUUCCUGGUUUGUUACAACAGAGUGGGACAGAGGGUGUCUAUUUGCCAGUAUUGGAACGAUCCUCACCAUAGGCCCAGUUACUUGAAAAACAACAAAUUUCUCCCAGUCCUCAAUGGCGACACACCUCAUGACAAGAUUAAAUCCUGGAGGGAGAACUUCCUACACAUUAAGAAGCUGGUGUUGAUUGGCGGACCGGACGACGGCGUCAUCACUCCAUGGCAGUCCAGCCACUUUGGAUUCUAUAACAGCAAGGAGCGCGUUGUCGAAAUGAGGAACCAAGAGUUUUACAGGAACGACACCUUCGGACUGAAGACGCUUAGCGCUCGCGGCGACCUGUCGUUGUGCCUCUGCUCUGGCGUCAAGCAUAUGCACUGGCACUCCAACUUCACCGUGUUCACUAACUGCAUUGAGAAGUGGCUUACUUGAACGGAGGGGGAGGGGAGGGCUAUGACAAGCCAUUUGAGCAUUUAUUUAACAGCCUUCAUAUACCGUUAAAGGUCCAUGUACUAGUACCGUAAUUUCUCGUGUAUAAUGCGCAUUUUUUUCCCAAAGCAAUUGUCAAAAGUCAAUAGUUCGUAUUAUACAACAUAAGUAUCUUGGAAAUGGAAAAAACUUUCACAUUUUAUAUAUGUAUGCCGCCAUCUAGAGAUUAUGAAAAAGCUGUACACUUUCAUUCCAAUAUGCCAUCACCACCUGGAGGUUAUGAGAAAAGGGUACACUUUCAUUCUAGUAUGACCCCCCUACCUAGGGGUUAUGAAAAUGAUGUAGCCUACACUUUCAUUCCAAUAUGACAAGGGUACGUAUGACUGCAUAUAUGUACGGUUGUGCUCAUAAGUUUAUAUACCCAGGCAGACCUUGUGCGAUAUUGUUUUUUUUUUUAAUAUGACUCAUGACUGAACAACAACCAUGAUUAAUUUCUUUAUGGUUAUGUUUUGUUUAAUGAUAAUGUUUUUCAUCUGCCUCACAGUUCUGAGGACCGGGAUUCAAGUCCCGGCCCCACCUGUGUGGAGUUUGCAUGUUCUCCCCGUGCCUGCGUGGGUUUUCUCCGGUUUUCUCCGGUACUCCCGUUUCUUCCCACAUCCCAAAAACAUGUGUGGUUGGUUGACUGAAGUCUCUAAAUUGCCUGUAGGUGUGAAUGUGUGCGCGAAUGGUUGUUUGUUUAUAUGUGCCCUGCGAGUGGCUGGUGACCAGUUCGGGGUGUACCCCGCCUCUCGCCCGAAAAUAGCUGAGCUAGGCUCCAGCACCCCCCGCAAUCCUUGUGAAGAUAAAGCGGUACAGACAAUGGAUGGAUGGAUGGAUGGAUGAUGCUUUUCUAAAAUGCUUGAAAGUUUAAUUUGAAUCCCAUUAAAACAAAAUUAUGUCUUUCGCCUGGCCCUUCAUGUUUUCUUUAAAGAAUUUUACCCAUCUUACAAAUUCUGCCUGGAUAAUCAAACAUAUGCGCACAAGUGUGUGUUUUUUCAUAUACUAAAUAAAAGUAGGGCUGUGAAUUUCAAAAUAAGAGCAAGUAAAUAAAAAUGAAGUAACGUGUUCCAAUAAAGUGCUUAACUUCAGAAUAAUUAUUUGAAAAAACUAACCAAAUACAGAUAAUACUUCAUGUUUUGAUCACAUGGGUAUAACCAAAAUCAUGCACAGUAAAAAUGCAUUGCACAUAGGUAGAAGUGUUCUCCAGAAUUUUGAGGUCAACUUUGGGGGUGUGUACUAUACAUGGGUGCGCAUUUACAUGAGAAAUUAUGGUACACUCUUUGUCCUCACCAUUAAGACAAUUCAGAGCAUGAGUAGUAUAACGAAUAAAUGCUAAAUUUAUUCCAUAUCCUUGGUAUUCUGUUUAAGGUCCAUGUACCAGUGUAGUCUUUUUUUCUCAAUAGUAGGACAAUUCACAGCAUGAGUAGCAUAUCGAAUAAAUGCUCAAAUGCUCAAUUGAUUCAAUAUCCUUAGUAUCCUGUUUAAUGUCCAUGUACUAGUGCACCCUUUGUCCUCAAUAGUAGGACAAUUCCGAGCACAAGUAGUAUAUUGAAUAAAUGCUGGAAAGGCUUUCCAAAGCUAUUUGAGCAUUUAUUCAAUAUUCAACAAGUGCGCUGAAUUAUAAAUGAAAACUAGUGUGCCGCGAAUGAAUGCUCAAACAGCUUCCCAUAAAGCCGUUUGAGCAGUUAUUCAAUAUUCUUGAUAUCCAGCUCAAGGCCCCUGUACUAGUAUGCUCUUUGUCCUCCAGUAGGACAGUUUUGGCAUACAGGUAGUUUAACUACGUUUCUAUUGUGAGGCAAAAACCGCACAUUAAUUGACAUCUGCCCGCUAUGUUAACUUGUACAAUUUUAUAAUGUCACUAGUAGUACUAGUAGUAUGAUUUAUUUCCCACUAGUACACAGUUUUGUAACACAAGUAACAUGUACAGUUACUUGUUGUUGUACUAGUGUGCCAAAUUGUCUGACCGGCAUUCUCUUUGUACCUUAAGAUGGAUAUCUAGGAUAUUGAAUAAAUGCACAAACAGUUUGCCAUAAAGUCAUUUGAGCAUUUUUUUCUCAGCACACAAGUUUGUGUUCAUAAUUCAAGAUAUGGAAAAGAGUGCUCAAACAGCCUUCCAUAGCAGACAAGCAUCCAACAAUCUAAAUGGAUGCUUGUGAUGAUACUGCAGAGAAAGAGGAGUAAAGGAAGUCAAAUGUCAUUGUUGUCAGGAUUUUUUUUUCAUUUUUAGUUUAAAAAACAAUAAAGCUACGAUUCUUUGUAUAUAGAAAUUCAAUAGUGACUACUUCCAAAUGACUUUGUAUUUAAAAAAAAAGAUUUUGCAACGUAGUGAACAUUUGAUAUUAUGCUUUGUGCCUUUUUACAGGAACCAUGAACCAUGUUGACAUGCAAUAACCAUGACAAUGCUGUGAAGUUUUCUCGUCGUUAGACUUGUAAUUUUAUUGAACAAUAAAAA